AUGUACAGUCAAAUACCAUUACCUCGAUAUUCAAGGGACAGCAAAAACUGCAUCGACGUAUUUGUAGUUCGUCAGAAUCCACCUCAACCGACAGACGCUGCAAUAACAAAACCGUUUUGCAAGUUUCCAAACGUUGCAAAUGAAAAAUUCAUAACUGUAGUGUCAACACAGUUUGAGAUAGGAACAACGCUUCGCUUUACAUGCGAUACAGGAUUUACAGCCUCAGACUCAGGUGAUAGUGUCACUUGUCAAGAUAAUCAUCAAUGGAGUGCGGAGCCAUUAUGCCAAGAUAAUUCUAACGCUUCCAGAAGCAAUGCAGUGUCAGCAUCAAUGAUAGCUGUUUACGUAUGUUUGUCGAUAUUUGUGGCAAUCGUAUCUGCGAUUGUUGUCAUAUUCAUGAGGUAGUGUGUUACAAGGAUAAGAAUUGUACAUAAACCAAAUUUUGUUUCGCAUACAUCAGUCAUUGCCGCAGUUAUCUUCUCAUCUAACAAUAUUUGUUAAACCGUAAGUUAAUAACUUUGACAAUGUUUGAAUUUAUAUUUGUAUUGCUUGAAACACUGACUGAAUGUUGAUUUUCCAUCUUAUUGACCAGAAAAAGAAGACAUCCGUGUAGAGGAUGGAAGAGAUUGAAAGAA
Molecule: messenger RNA, 635 nt
Organism: Mercenaria mercenaria
Lineage: Eukaryota; Metazoa; Mollusca; Bivalvia; Venerida; Veneridae
Exons: 2
Coding region: 1-405 (134 amino acids)
Source: RefSeq, a predicted model, not a curated record